CGAGAGGGGAAGACGUUAAACAGCUUCACGUAGAUAUAUGCUGGUUUAAACAUAACUCAUAAGACUGGCCAUAAUCAAUCACUCAAUCCGAAUAGUUCCAUUCAAGACCGUAUUCAUACAAUCAAUAAAAAUGCCAUCUGCACCGCCGAUCCUCGACUUCUCGCCCUUCUACGGCGCCGACUCUGCAGCAAAGGAAAAGCUCGUGCAGCAGGUCAGAGAAUCAUGCGAGUACAAUGGCUUUUUCCAAAUCACAGGCCACCGCAUCCCGCGCGAGCUGCAGCAGCGCGUCAUGGCCUGCGCAAAGCGUUUCUUCGAGCUGCCCCUGGAGGAGAAGCUCAAAGUGGACAAAAAUAACAACACCUUCAACCGCGGCUACGAACUGCUCCGGUCGCAAAUGCUCGAAAUCGGCACCGCGCCCGAACUCAAGGAAGGCCUGUACAUCGGCGACGACAUCAGCACCGACCACCCCUACUACAUCAACCAGCGUCUCAACAGCGGUCCCAACCAGUGGCCGCCAACCGUGUCCGACGCCGAGGAGUUCCGCAAAACAAGCAUGGAGUACUACUACGCUGUCUACGAGCUGGCCAAGGACGUCCUGGGCGUUCUGGCGCGCACUCUCGAUGUCGACCAGAGCUUCUUCGAUCCGCUGACGGCCGGUGGUGUCGCGACGAUGCGCAUGCUGCAUUACCCAUCCCAGCCGAAAGACGAGGAUGAGAAGCUGAACCGGGGUAUCGGGGCGCAUACAGACUUUGGAUGUGUGACGCUCCUGCUGCAGGAUGAGGUCGAUGGGUUGCAGGUUCUGGAUGUUCCCACUGGACAGUGGCUAGAUGUACAACCCGUCCCAGGCGCGUACGUCGUCAACCUCGGCGACCUGAUGAUGCGCAUGGCCAACGACAGAUACAAAUCCAACAUCCACCGGGUCAUCAACAAGUCCGGGCGCGAGCGGUACUCGAUCCCCUUCUUCUUCAGCGGGAAUCCGGACCAUAUUUGCGAGUGUCUGCCGAACUGCUGCAAAGCUGGGGACCAGCCGAAGUAUGCGCCUAUCACGGUGGAAGAUAUGGUCAAGGGCGCGUAUAAGCAGAGUUAUGGACGGGCGGAGGCGUAUAAGAAGGAACUGGCUGAGAAGGAAAAGGGGAAGGGCUUGGAGACCCUAAGUCUCCUAAGCUUUAUAUCACCCGUCUCUGCGACACCAGAUCACAAAGCUACAAUGGACAUCGAACUCGGCAAGCGUGACAAGCCCGCAGAGGCGACUGACGAACCGCAGCAUGAUAUAGGCAAGAUGGAGCUCGUCGACGACGCCGAGAUGGAGCAGUUCUACGGCUCGGCCACCUCGGACGCGUACCGGCUCAAGUCGGAACUGGUCUCGCAGUGCAUGACGGAGAUUGGGAUGGGACGGUUCCAGUGGAAGCUAUUCCUCGUGACGGGUUUUGGCUAUGUUGUUGAUAACCUGGCCAGUCAAGGAAUAGCGUCUGUUCAACCACCCAUCCAGCUCGAGUUUUCCGGUAUCAGGCAGGUCAGCUACAGCUCCGUGGCAUAUUAUGUCGGUCUGAUCCUCGGUGCCUCGUUCUGGGGCAUCUCGUGCGACUUGAUCGGCCGCAAGCCCGCCUUCAACAUCACCCUGAUCGUGGCCGGGGUCUUCCUCUGUGGAGCAGCUGGGACCAUGAACUUCGUUGCGUUCUGUUCCAUGUGGGCGGUUAUAGGGACGGCAGCUGGGGGGAAUGUACCAGCCAGCUCCCUGAUUUGCCUUGAAUUCCUCCCCCCGAGCCACCAGUUCCUCCUCACAGCCCUAAGCGCCUGGUGGAUGUUCGGCCAGCUGGUCGUGUCCUUACUGGCCUGGGUCUUCCUGGCAAACUUCUCCUGCCCUACAGAUGCCACGCCCGACACCUGCUCGCGGGCCGAGAACAUGGGCUGGAGAUACACCCUCAUAACCCUCGGCGGACUCGCACUCGCAUUCACACUCAUCCGCAUCUUCGUCUUCAAAAUGCCCGAGACCCCACGCUACCUGCUCUCGCAAGGCAAAGACCAAGCCGUCGUCGACGCAGUCAACUAUGUCGCGCGCCAGAACGGUAAACCCGAGCCCUUGACUCUAGGCAUGCUCCAGGCCAUCGACAGCAGACUCGGCAUGACCCCUGCCUCAGGAGAAACCGGUGGCGGUGGGCUAUCAACAAUGGAAAUCAUCCAAGAAAAUAUAAAAGAGUUCCGGGGCUCACACUACGCCGCGCUCUUCGCAACACGCAAACUCUCCUUCCACACAGCCCUGAUCUGGGUAAUCUGGCUGGUGAUCGGUGUUGCGUAUCCGCUGUACUUCAAUUUCCUUCCUUCGUACCUUGCGACCCGGUUCACCGAGUCUUCGUCGCUGGAUCUCACGUAUAGGAACUACUGUAUACAAUCUGCGGUUGGGGUCGUGGGUCCGCUUUCUGCUGCUUUCCUCGUUAAUACAUUCCUGGGCCGGCGAUGGAUGAUGGGCAUUUCGUCUAUUAUAACCGGUGUCUUCCUCUUUGCGUAUGUGGGCGUCACUACACAGGUUGCCAGUUUGGCUUUUACUUGUGUAACUGGACUACUAGGGAAUUUUGAAUACGCGGUCAUGUUCGCAUUCACGCCAGAGUCCUUCCCAGCCCCACACCGUGGAACAGGGACAGGAACAGCGGCGUCACUUCUGCGUCUUGGUGGGCUUGUGGCCAGUAUAGUCUCGUCGCAGACGGGGUUCACGACCGCGCCGCUUUAUGCGAGUGCGGCGCUGUGGGUUGCUGUUGGGUUGAUUUGCUUUGGGUUGCCGUUUGAGACGCAUGGCCGGUCUGCUAUUUAAAUUAAGAACUGAGAAUACUUGGAUGGUAUUAUCAGAGAGGGAAUGGGCUUGGUAUAUAGGCUGGUUGGUUGACGGAUGGUUUGCAUAGGAGAUUUGUAUCGUAGUCUAAUACAAUACGAUUCUAUAUAUCCUUCGCACCCUUUAUAUCUAAUGAUAAAACCUCCUCUUCCGAUCCAAAUCCACCUUGGCCAAAUCCACCCACCAAGCCCCCCUAUACCAGACCCUCGCCCCAAAAUAAACCCCCACAACCAGGACCACACUAACAUAAUUCGCAAAGAAAUGCCUCGCACUCGAGCGCUCAUUCAGCGGCCAAACCGCCAGAUAAAACUCCACGAUUAUCAACACAACACACCAGAUCAAC
Molecule: messenger RNA, 3167 nt
Organism: Aspergillus versicolor CBS 583.65
Lineage: Eukaryota; Fungi; Ascomycota; Eurotiomycetes; Eurotiales; Aspergillaceae
Exons: 10
Coding region: 131-2806 (891 amino acids)
Biological process (GO): transmembrane transport
Molecular function (GO): transmembrane transporter activity
Source: RefSeq, a predicted model, not a curated record